Molecule: messenger RNA, 2730 nt
Organism: Homalodisca vitripennis (glassy-winged sharpshooter)
Lineage: Eukaryota; Metazoa; Arthropoda; Insecta; Hemiptera; Cicadellidae
Product: papilin-like
Exons: 7
Coding region: 1-1431 (476 amino acids)
Biological process (GO): cell-cell adhesion; axon guidance
Cellular component (GO): axon; extracellular region; plasma membrane
Molecular function (GO): peptidase inhibitor activity
Source: RefSeq, a predicted model, not a curated record
AUGCCACUAUUUAAUGGAAGGAUCAACAAUAAAGUACUCUACAAUGUUGCAGUCUACAAGACUGGGGAGUGUCCGCAGCUCACACAAGAAGCCAGUCAUUGCUCGCAGGAGUGUACUGUGGACGCAGAUUGCAGUGGGACGGCCAAGUGUUGCUACAAUGGCUGUGGAACAUCCUGCCUUGAACCAGUCUCAGAAGCACCGCAGACUGCUGCACCUACUCCCGAGACAUACCAUCCAGGCAGUUCAGCACCGGAGAUUCACACAGACACACCAGUGGUUGAAGCAGACGAGGGAUAUUUUGUGACACUGCAUUGUGUUGCUCGUGGAAACCCCACUCCCUCUGUAGUCUGGAUACGGGGUGGAUCCACGCUGAGUGUUAUGGGAGGCCGGUACAAGUUGCUGAGUGACAGCUCACUUCAGAUUGUGGGUCUGACAGCAUCAGAUGCUGGAGAAUACACCUGUGUGGCUGACAAUGGUGUGGGUAGUCCUGCACGACAACUUUUCCACGUCAGGGUCCGCAGCCCGAAGAAACUCCAAGUUGAGAUACUGGGUGAUGACAGCCAAAGCAUUGUGGUCAGCCUGGGAUCUCGUGCAGUGCUACAGUGCUAUGCAUACGGCUACCCAGCACCCACUGUGACAUGGUGGCGUGGCGAGCGCAUGUUGCCACUCAUCUCAUCCGAACUGGAACAGCGCCGAGACCUAUCUCUAGUGUUGUACUCAGUUACACUUACAUCACUCGGGCCCUACACCUGUCAGGCAUACAACGGCCAAGGUCGACCUGCGUCACGGACUGUCAUACUUAAGGCGGUGGGACCUGUCUACUCACCUGAUCCCAACGAUGUUACCUAUAACCAGUACUUGGUUCCUCGGCCUAGAUCUCCUGAUCAACAACCCCGUCCUCCUCCCUACUAUCCACCUCCCACUCCACCCACCACCGCUGCACCCACUGUCAGGGUUUUUAUUGUUCCAGUGAAAACCCUGAUCAAUAUGGACAAGACCGUGUUCCCAGUUGACAGUGAUAUCUCCAUUCCUUGUGAUGUGGAUGGCUACCCUGUACCCAAGGUCUUGUGGUACAAGGAUAAUCUUCUAGUUCAUGCCAGUGAAAAGUACCAAAUUUCAGAAAGCAGCAGGCUAACAGUGGUGAGAGCCAAUGCUAACGAUACUGGAACAUAUAGAUGUGAGGCAGCCAACCAAUAUGGCUCAUCUUACACAGAGGUCAACAUCAGUGUGGAAGGAAUCUACGUGGACCCACUGUGUACAGACAAUACGUUUUUCGCCAACUGUGACCUGGUAGUAAUGGGCAAGUACUGCACCCACAAGUACUAUGGCAAGUUCUGCUGCAAGUCCUGCACGCUAGCAGGUCAGCUCCCGUCAGUUGGUCCACAUCUUGAUGCUCUCAAGCGCCGCAGACGGGCACUAGUCAAGCACUGACAUGCGGUGUGUAACACAGAUUGCGUCUAAUCAAAUUUAUUAUUUCCAUUUAUCGUCGGUACGCUAUCUGAAAAAAGCGAUUUACUAGGUAUUUCAAAGAUUAUCUCAGCAAUGUCCAUUUUCUGAUGGGAGCAACUCACGGAGAUCUGAUGCUUAGUAAUUCGGAAGACUACUCGACAGUAUGUAGAAAUAAUAAAGAAUGUUACCCUCCCACUGCCACCGUCUACGUGUUCUGUGAUGAUCCAGUCCUGUUCGGUUUGUUCUGUCGACUGUGGCGUUAGUGGAUAACCACAUUUUGUUGUCAUAGAAAUAUCAAAGCAGGAAAUGUAAAACCUUUAGUGUAAAGUAUGGAAAUCAUAAAAAAAAUUUUAAUACAAUUUUAUUUUCAUAACUGUUACUAAAAACCAUUUUAGAAGCAUAAAUUAUUUCAAAUAUUUGUCAAUAGGCUAUGUUGGUUUCAAAUACCUUAAAUGAAAAAUAUUUUACUUACAGUUUUCAUAUUUUUGAUAUUGCAAUAAUGAAAAUUUAAAAAUAAUAAUAUUUGGGUUUUUUUACAAUCAAACAAUUCAAUCACCAACACCGCCCUUGACUUGACAAAUGCGACUGAAAUGUAAUAUAGCCUAGCUGCAUGGCACUUCCGUAGUACUUAGAUUGCCCUAGAACUGUUAGUACAGUAACCUUUACUUAUAGGAACUCAAUAGUUGCCAAAUGUUUUUACGUUUAUUUAUUGUAAAUUAUGUUAAUUUAUUAUAUUGUAUACAUUUAAAUGAUACACUAAAUUUAUAGAUUAGAAUUUUUAUACCUUAGCAUAUAAUUUACAUUCAUACAAGCAAAACAUAUUUUAUAUAUAAAAAACAACAUGAAAAUUGGCAGUUAUUAAAUAUUUUAAAUAAAUUAAAAUUUUAUUACAAAUUAAUUACUUGUAAGAUUCUGAUAUAGUAAAACAGGGUUUUUUUCAAUUACAAAAAUACAAAUAUAAUUUUAUGUGUGCCUUAGUCAUUUUAAGCAUUAGUUAAAGGAAGUUUCAUGAAAAGUUAUAGAUACAAUUAUUUAAUCUUGUUUGUACUACUAGUUUUACUAAGCCUCCAAAUUUAACUUGUUUGGCUAUCUACUUAGAUAAAUAAAUUAAUCAUGUAUAUCUGUUCUUUUUUAACAAUGACUUAAAGUCAAUAAUUAAUUUUUUUGUGCCUUUCAUUAUUUGUAUUAUAUUUUAUCAUAGAAUGAUUUUAGUUUAGUGAGUUGUGUAAAUAAAAUGUAUUUUCAGUAUAAUAUAGAAAUAAAGACAGUAUUUUAAUGUUU